Molecule: messenger RNA, 2152 nt
Organism: Folsomia candida
Lineage: Eukaryota; Metazoa; Arthropoda; Collembola; Entomobryomorpha; Isotomidae
Exons: 2
Coding region: 1286-2011 (241 amino acids)
Source: RefSeq, a predicted model, not a curated record
GGAUCCAAUUUCCACGAAUUGAAAAGAUGAAUAUUGUGGGGAGACAAUACGUUGGAAUGAUUCUGCCCAAAUUUUCGAGUUCGAGUGCUGACAACUAUGCGAAGGAUGUAUUAGCGCCCAUUGUCAAGCAUCGUGUCAAGGCAGCCAAAUUUUCGCCCUGUGUUCGAUCGAAGAGCAGACUGCCUCUAAACGUUGAUGUGAACAUAUUCUCUCCCAGAAUAACGACAAAGGGAUGUGUUCCAACUACAAAAUUGUUCUGUCCAACACUUGCAGAAAACAAGAACCUGGUGUCUGAAGAUACGGUCCGUAAUGUGUGUGUAGUAAUUUGGGACAUGUAAAUAAAAUAAUUGAUACUUUCCAAAGAUGCAGUGAAUAAUUUUGUUCGUUUAAAUUUACAGCCAGUCAGUCCAGUGUCUCAGACGAGAGGAAAAUCUUGGACAACAAUUGUCAACAGUCCACCUGUACGGGAUAGCAGCAUGGAUCAAAUAGGAGGAGGAGACGAACAAUCGAACGACGCCUGGUGCCAAGAGUUUCCGCUAAUUCAGGAGUAUGUGCAAGUAGAGGAGGGGGAAUCUCUUAUUGACGCUGCCAAACGUGGACUGCAAUUAUUCAGAGAUGAGGUCGGAGAGAGCAUAGAAGACGCUGCCCCAUGUCGUCCUACGAGCAGAAAGUUAUUAACCCCGUCGAGUGAAAAAUUCUUCUCUCCGGAGAUUUCGAACAAUGGCAGCUGCAGUUGGACCCUGUUUGAAAGCUUUGACUUUGUGGACGCUUUAAAACUCGCUGAUGGACGACUUGGAAAAAGGGAAAAAGCUGAAGCUGAGUCAUUUAACUCUAAUGUAAAGGGUCGCUCAGUUGGUGACCUAAAAAACGAAAAUGAAAUGAUUGAUAUUGAAGCAAUAGUUAAAGAGUCAAUUGUUCCAGGCAGAGGCAAGUAACAUGUAUAAUGAAUGUAAAUUAUCAUAAUUUCAUAAAUUUGAAUUAUUUGAUUUAAAUUGAUACAUUUCUAGCAGUGGACCCAAAAGUUAGGCCGAGUCCUGUUUCUAGCUCCAAUUUUUCGCCUAGCUCUUAUGAAAACUACCAAAAUGUACAUGACGAAAGUAGAAAACUACCUUCAUUAUUGUCAAUACCAGUAAUAUUACCAACUUCACUUGCACAUUUGUCGACAUACUUCUCACUUUGCUGCAAUAGUUCAUUUCCAACUUCAAACCGUGUUUCCCCAGUCGUCGUUCCACCAGAGGUUGACUCCGCUGAAAAGUUUUUCCCACUUUCCCUUGUCAAUGCAAACAUGGAUAAUUUCAACAAGCCAAGUACAACCCUCCCAACUCCAACUCCAAGUAUUUUUGUAACGAAACCAAGAAUACCGUCUUUGAUGGACUUGGAAAUAACUAUUCCGUCCCAGGCAGUAGUAGCUAAAAAGAAGGGAAAGCCACGUUUGCCAACUAUUGCAGACGCAUUGAAACAUUCCGUCCUUCAACCCGCACGCUGUUCUUUCUCAGAAAUAAAGUCCUCCAAACCUCACAAGUCCCAUAAACAAGCACAAACUAUGCCAAUUGAUGAGCAAGCAACUUAUUCAUCCAAGUUUUUAACCGAAAUUUCGGAAACGACGCCGACUAAUUCUAUGCAAGAAUAUAAAGAAAAAAAUUUUCCCCAUCCUUGUAACGAAACUCAUCCUUCCUUCACGCCCCCUCUUCAGUUGCCGUUGGAUCAUACUCCCUCCAAUAGUUUUAGUUCGGAAUCUUCAAAUUAUUUAAGAACCCCAAAAAUUUUGAAAAUUUCAGACAGAAAUGAGUCUUCUCGAAAGCCUUGCCACAAGAAGAAGAAACUUAUCCUUCGCUCCAUCCUAGACUCUCAACCCAAACUACAGAUAACGGAAGUGUGUCAGCGCGUGGAUUUCAACAACUUUGCGGAAGAUUGGAAGACAACUCGGGGGUCAAUGGUUUGCUUUGAUGCGAAAGGAAAAGUAGCCCGGUUCCUUCCCCCACUCCCUCCCCCUCCCUCAGUGGCGAUCUAAUUUUUCAGGCUUUUGAGUAUAACUCAUUCGAAAACCUGCAAAUACCAAGGGUCCCCAUAUUAUGUAUAUAUUGUAUUACCUACAAUACCAGUAAAAUAAGAAAUUAAGAAAAAUAAAAUUAUUAUUUUUUGUUGGACUUUA